GGGCGGGGCGGCGCGGAGAAGCGGCGGGCGCGAUGCUGCCACCCGCGGUCCGCCUGGUGCCGCUGGGCCGGGCGCCGUACGCCGAGCUGCUGGCGCUGCAGGAGCGCUGGCUGCGGCGGCUGCAGGCCGGGCCGGGCGCCGGGGCCCCGUCGGGCACGGAGGCGGGCGCGCUGCUAGUGUGUGAACCCGCGGGGCCCGUGUACACGGCCGGGCUGCGGGGCGGUCUGACGGCCGAGGAGGUGGCGCGGCUUCGGGCUCUGGGCGCCGAGGUGCGUGCCACGGGCCGCGGCGGCCUGGCCACCUUCCACGGCCCCGGUCAGCUCCUCUGCCACCCGGUGCUUGACCUCCGGCGCCUCGGCCUGCGCCUGCGCACCCACGUGGCGGCGCUGGAGGCAUGCGCCGUGCGCCUGUGCGAGCUGCAGGGCCUGCCCGGCGCCCGCGCGCGGCCCCCGCCCUACACCGGCGUCUGGCUCGGGGAGCGCAAGAUCUGCGCGAUCGGAGUCCGCUGUGGAAGGCACAUCACAUCCCAUGGCCUGGCUCUGAACUGUUCCACCGACCUCAUAUGGUUUGAGCAUAUUGUGCCCUGUGGCCUGGUGGGCACUGGUGUCACCUCCCUGAGUCAGGAGCUCCAAAAGCAAUUCACUGUGGACGACGUCAUGCCACGAUUCGUUGAGGCCUUUCGAGAGACCUACAAGUGCAGGCUCAUCUCAGAAGACUCCCCCAGCUAAAGAACUGGUCAUCUUCCCAUCUCCUCCUUCACUCACCCUGGAGUAUGGAGGCAGUUUUGAUCUCUGAACCUUUGUCUCCAUCAGUAUUCUGCUUUCUCUCUACCUUCCCCAGCCUGAUUUGAUGUUUCAGAUCUACAUCAAAGCUCUAUAAAGACAAGGCAUUUGUUGAUUCACUUAUAAGGACAAGGAUGCUAGUGAUCCAUCAUCACAGCUUCGAGAAACUGGGAUGUCAUUUCUCAACUAUUUAUUAUUUCUUCAAUGUGGAUGUCAAUUCUCAAAUAUUACUUCUCCAGUUUGGUAUUUAAUUGGAUAAGUCUGGGCAUAUGUUCCUUGAUUUUGUAGGAACAUGGCAGCCCAAUUAUAGCUGAUCUAAUGAAGUGAUUUUUCUUUCAAGAGCUCUGCCUUUUUUUUUUGUGGGGGGGCAUACCUGGUGAUGCUCAGAGUUACUCCUAGCUCUGCAUUCAGGAAUCACUCCUCAUGGUGCUCAGGGGACCAUAUGGGAUGCCAGGGGUUGAACCCAACUCAACUGCAUGCAAGGCAAAUGCCCUACCCACUGUAAUAUCUCUCUGACUCCUCAUUCUCAAGAUAUCUGGAUGCUCUCUGCUAUAAAAGGAAAGAUCUUUAUAAAGGGGAAAAAAGGAGAGGCAAAAAUCAGAUCCUGUCUUCCUGGUUGAAAUUCCCAAGCCAGGUAGCUCUUUUUCAUGAGGUAACCUGAGCUAGUCCCAAGACUGGGGGAAAAAGAUAAAAUUUUCUCACAUUGCACAAGUGCCAAAGAUAAGAAAUAGUUUUAUUAAGGAUGUGAAAUCUC
Molecule: messenger RNA, 1536 nt
Organism: Sorex araneus (European shrew)
Lineage: Eukaryota; Metazoa; Chordata; Mammalia; Eulipotyphla; Soricidae
Product: putative lipoyltransferase 2, mitochondrial
Exons: 2
Coding region: 33-728 (231 amino acids)
Biological process (GO): protein lipoylation
Cellular component (GO): mitochondrion
Molecular function (GO): lipoyl(octanoyl) transferase activity
Source: RefSeq, a predicted model, not a curated record